CGCGAACAUGGCGAAGACCUACGAUUACCUGUUCAAGCUGCUGCUGAUCGGCGACUCGGGCGUGGGGAAGACGUGCGCGCUCUUCCGCUUCUCCGAGGACGCCUUCAACGCCACCUUCAUCUCCACCAUCGGGAUUGACUUUAAAAUCCGAACCAUCGAGCUGGACGGGAAGAGGAUCAAGCUGCAGAUCUGGGACACGGCGGGGCAGGAGCGGUUCCGGACCAUCACAACCGCCUAUUACCGGGGAGCCAUGGGCAUCAUGUUAGUCUAUGACAUCACCAAUGAAAAGUCUUUUGAAAACAUCCGGAACUGGGUCAGGAAUAUUGAAGAGCACGCCUCUCCUGAUGUGGAGAAGAUGAUCCUUGGGAACAAAUGUGAUGCAAAUGACAAAAGACAAGUUUCCAGAGAGCAAGGGGAGAAGCUUGCUGCAAGUUUUGGGAUUAAAUUUAUGGAGACCAGUGCAAAAGCAAAUAUAAACAUAGAGAAUGCAUUUUUCACCCUUGCAAGAGAUAUCAAAGCAAAAAUGGACAAGAAGUUGGAAGGCAAUAGCCCCCAGGGCAGCAACCAGGGAGUCAAAAUCACCCCAGACCAGCAAAAGAAAAGCAGCUUUUUCCGUUGUGUUCUCCUGUGAGGGACUUGGCCUUAACCUGAGCAUCUGCUCAACCCAGCUGGACUGUGCCUGUUCUGAGUGAGAUUUCCUCUGUCUGUGGACUUCAUGUUUUCAGCAAACUUUUGUCACUUUGUGACCAUCUGGAUAAGAAAUUGUUUAUUUUAGUAACUGUCUGACUCUUCAGUUUUGGAGACGAAACCAGUUUAUUUUUGUCAGAUUGCCACUGGGCACGUGUGUUGUCUAGCAGAGGAGGACAGGCCCAGGUGACCUGUGGUACAGCACCUUUGCUGACAGGCUUCAACCUCCCUGCUCCUGCCUGUGAUGUGUCCCAGUUAGUGAGUUAGGAUCAAAAGAAGAAACUUGACUGCCAAUAUUCAUAAAGUACAGGUAGAUGUGCAUAGCCGGGUCUGUAGAUGCAGGUAGAACAUCUGGCAUCAGAACAUCUAAUACAUGCACUUCCAUCAGCAGUACAGGCUUAUACCUUUUCAGAAGGUAGAAAGAAGCUUUCUGCAUCUCCACCUCUCUGCUACUAAGAGAAGAUCCUUUACCUGCCUGUCCUGUAUUCCAUUGUGUUGUUCUAGACAAUCCACAAGAACAAUUGAAGUUUAAAAACAGAAACAAAAUCCUCCUCGAAGGAAUCUCUAUUUUUGUAAAAAACCAAAGUGUGCUGUAAAUACAAUGAAACGUCAGCAUCAGGAAUUACUUUCUCCAUGUUAGACUUGACUGUGGUUGAUUAAAUACACCAGAAUGUAGAGGUGUUUAACAGGGGAUGAUGACAGCAGCGAGUCCUGGGCAAGUGUGACCUGUUCCUGGGGGAGCCCACCCUGGCUGGGCAGGGACACGGACUCAGUGUCCCAACUUCUACUUGAGAACGACUCCCGAUCUGUCAUGAUGUAGUAGCUAGUUAUAAAUCGUGACAAGAAAAUGUAUUGCACUGCUUCCAGUUGUGUGUUCUCAUGCACACUUGCUCACUUAUGCAAAUAAAUGUUGCACAGACGAACACUUCCUGAAGACAGACUCUUCCAGGAGGAGCUUUGCCCUGCUGCUGGGCACCCGGCGCUUGGGAUUUCGAGCAGCACCAAGUUGGUUGUAACCUGCACCCAUGCAAUGAUGGUUGGGCCUCUGGAAAGAGUCCGUGUAUUUAUUCCUAGAAACACAGUCUAGUACAUUCCGAUGUAUAAAAUGUAAGGGCCAAGUGAAGCUCCUAGGUAGCUAAUUGCCUUGAGCCUGACUUAAUUAGACUGACAGAAGGAGCCAGUAAGAGCCACCUACUUCAGAGUCUGCUGUGGAGUGGUGGGAGUGAGGGUGUGUUUCCUGCAGAUGAACCUAUCAGCUGUGUCCUGCAACUCACUGGAAUUGUUAAUAUGCUUUGUUUACAUUGACAACUGCACUUAAGGGUAAAAUUAAAGUUGAUUUUAAAGUUAA
This is a messenger RNA of Apus apus (common swift), 2035 nucleotides long. RefSeq names its product RAB8A, member RAS oncogene family (gene RAB8A). Lineage: Eukaryota; Metazoa; Chordata; Aves; Apodiformes; Apodidae. Gene Ontology annotation, cellular component: dendritic spine; trans-Golgi network transport vesicle; synaptic vesicle. The transcript is spliced from 8 exons. Gene Ontology annotation, biological process: neurotransmitter receptor transport to postsynaptic membrane; protein secretion; Golgi vesicle fusion to target membrane. Gene Ontology annotation, molecular function: GTPase activity; GTP binding. The record is from RefSeq and is a predicted model, not a curated record. Bases 8 to 631 code for a protein of 207 amino acids.